UCCGGCAUGUAUGUGCAAAAUCGAAAGUCAUGCAGAUCCGUAGCUUUGUCUACAUGUGCGCUUCGGACAUCCCUUACCGGGCAUCCCAUUCGCCUCAUGACCAAAGUAAGGAGUUCGGGCAUGUCCGCAAGACCAAAAAUCGACGUGCACUUCGGACAUCCCGGGUUCGACAUAAACGCUUCGGGGUUCGCUUUAAAGACCGGUAAUGCGUUCCUGGUAAUCCAGCGGGAUGUAUUCCGGCCAAUAUUCCGGCAUGUAUGUGUGGCUCCCACUCGGCAGAAAUCGCGGACCGGGGGCACCUAGACCGGACCGAAAGUGCACCCUUCCCUUCGGACCCCGGGUUCGACGAAAACGCUUCGGGCAUCCUCGCAAAUCUUACCUACUUCUCUUCAAAACCAAAGUCAUAAUACGACUGGGCCAUCCCUGCAAGACCGAAAGUUAUGCCUCGCAGCUUCGGGAAUCCCGGGUUCGAUGUCUUUCACGUCUCUCGGUAAUGCGUUCGGGCAUCAGCAUGUGCGCUUUGGACAUCCGCUCGGUCCUCUCUUACUUCGCUUGGGACAUCCUGAGCUCGGGCAAUCCUACAGGACCAAAAGUCAUGUCUCGUAGUUUGUCGACAUGUGCGCAGCGGACAUCCCGAAUUCGCAGCACAACAGCAAUUUCGGGUUGCCGAGAAUCUGGCUAUAUAUGGAUUCGUUGCACGCCUUUACCUUAGUGUCACAGGCUGGAUUUUUCGAUUUCUGGACUGGAAUACAAGUGAAAAUCCUGACAAGAUGGUGUUUGUAGCUGUUGAAAUUACUGGUCCCUCAUCCAAUUCAACAACCCAUGAGGAUGAUGUGCCUCUCAGCUGCAGCAUAAGGAACGAAGGAUUCACCGUUCCUUGCAUGAGCUCCUCUGAUGUGGAAGCUUGCAUUAAAAUGUUUGAAUCACAUCCAGGUCCACUGUUGUUCAGAAAUGGAAAGAUCAUCAGACAGUCUGAGAUCACAAACUGGAAUGAAUUCCAGUUAACAGGAGAGCAAGUGUGUUGGAUCAAACUAAAACGAGGAAACAAAAUCAAGUCCUGCCAUGGAGUCUACUUGGGGAAUGAUUACACCUUGACUGCCUGUCAUACAUUUGAAUACUCUCGUUUAUAUGACGCUUAUGUUUUCUUCCCCACCACAGACUUUGUUCUGAUUUAUGAGGCUGAACUUCCCAAAGAACAGAACAUGUUUCAUGACAAAGAUCAGUGCCUUGUUAAAUUACUUGGGCAAACAGAUGUUUUGGGCAAAGGUUUACUUGACUGCAUUUGUGCACCCAGUAAGAAUGAGGAUUUAUAUUUCUACACAUUUGAUAGCCAGGGGAAUCUCCAAAUGCAUACAUGCAAAGAUAUUGCUUAUUUCUCUGGCAUGAAUGGGAAAAGCCCAAAAAAUGAGCUUCUGAUGUCCACGGCAGGUCAGCCAGGUGAAAGUGGGAAUCCUGUUUUCAGUCUGAGAUCCAAAAAAUGUGUGGGAAUAUACAGAGGAAUCACAACGUCAAAGAAAGGAUGCGCGUCCGAAAUAGAUUACAAGCAGCUGUUAGAACACACAACGCCACUAAAAGCAAAUCCGUCUUGCUUGAACAUGCUCUACAGCGUCUUGUCCAUUCUUAAGACUGCAUUUUUUUGUUGGCCGGCCCUAAGCUAUCAAACCUCUGCCGACGAUUCAGAAAGAAGUGGUGGUGCAUCUGGUCUCAAAUGUUAAAAAGGGAGUCCACAUCAUACCCUCUCUUUAGGCUCAUUUAAAAAUGUGCAAAAUCUGUGCUGAACUUAUUGGUGUAUGCUGGUUAGAAAUGUGCCUGCGUGCGGUCCGGCUGACGUGGUCAUGUACUGUAGGUACUGCAGUUGCUUCUCUUUGACAGUCUUUAACAGCU
Messenger RNA from Labeo rohita (rohu), 1884 nucleotides. RefSeq lists its product as uncharacterized. The record is from RefSeq and is a predicted model, not a curated record. The transcript has 2 exons. The coding region runs from base 771 to 1715 and encodes 314 amino acids. NCBI's taxonomy places the organism in Eukaryota, Metazoa, Chordata, Actinopteri, Cypriniformes, Cyprinidae.